GUGUUCAUUUUUUUUUUAUUAAUUUAAUGUAGCCACUACAUUAAAUUAAUAAUAUCCACGAAUUCGGAUUUAAAAGUAACUACUAAGUAGUAAUUGUUGUAAAGCCCAACCACAAAAUAUAUCUCACAUUCCUCACAUUUAGUUAAAUUUUUUUCGUAACCAAUUCUUAAAUAUUAUAUUUAUUUCAUUCAUAAUGGUCGUCAAUGCUUCUGAAGAAUCCAUUAAUCGCAUAGGUAUUGUGUUGGCAGACACAACCUUACCCAUGAAAGAACGGUUCCGAGCACUCUUUACUUUAAAAAAUAUGGGUGGUAAUUUGGCCAUUGAAAAUAUCGCCAAAUGUUUCAUUGACGAUUCAUGUUUGCUAAAGCACGAAUUGGCCUACUGUCUUGGACAAAUGAGAGAUGAAUAUGCUAUUCCAUAUUUGGUUCAAGUACUUAAGGAUGAAAAACAAGAGCCUAUGGUUCGACAUGAAGCAGGUAUGAUUAUUGAAUUUAAUAUAAUGGCAUUGGUUUUUUUUUAAAUAUUUAUAUAGACAUUAUAUGAUAAAUGUUUUGCAUUAAUAUUAUAUGUGAUUUAAAAAUACAAAUAGGUAUUUAAUCAUAUAAUAUAUAUAGUAUCGUAUGUCCUUACAGUAGAUUCAAAUAUAGUAAAAGUUAAAAUUAAAAUUAGAUUAAGGUUAAAAUAAAAGUGGUAAUGUUUUGGUUGUUCUCCAUCUUAGCCAUCAUAAGUCAAUUUCCAGUUUGUUCAGCCAUUGGAUAGCUUCAUUUGAUGAUUGUAUAAUAAUUCCAUUGUUUGAAAACAUUAAAAGUUUUCAUAUUUAUGCAUAUUAAGUGUUUAUUCUUAGCAACAGGAACUAAUAUGAUUUUAAUAAACGGGCAAUUAAAUAUUUAUCUACAUGUAUUAUGUAACUACAUAGUUUUUAUUUUUACUUUUAGCUGAGGCACUUGGAGCAAUUGGUAAAGAAGAUGUAAUACCAAUUUUAGAAGAAUAUAAAAAUGACCCGGUUAUUGAGCUAGCAGAGACCUGCCAGUUAGCCUUAGGACGACUAGUAUUACCUAAAAGUGAAGCUAAUGUUGAAAAUAUAUAUGGAUCUGUAGAUCCAGCUCCUCCUUCACAAAUUAAAAGUCUUGAAGAACUUGAAAAAAUUCUUAAUGAUGAAAAUGAAACUCUAUUUAAUAGAUAUAAAGCAAUGUUUUCACUACGGGAUAUUGCAUCACCCGAAAGUAUUAUUAUACUUUCUAAAGGUAAAUAAUAUACUAUACAUUGUUAUAAACAAACAAAUAAUUAAUAAUAAUAACUAUGCUUUGUUUUAGCACUGUCACGCGGAAGCGCUUUGUUUAAACAUGAAAUAGCAUUUGUUUUGGGACAAUUACAAUCACCACUUAGUGUACAAUAUUUAAAAGAAUCAUUAAUAGAUGAAACUCAAAAUGAUAUGGUUAGACAUGAAUGUGCUGAAGCAUUAGGUGCAAUUGCCACAGUUGAAUGUUAUGAUAUAUUAAAACAGUACUUAAGUGACCAAAAAGUAGUAGUCAAAGAAAGUUGUGAAGUAGCACUAGACAUGUGUGAAUACGAAAACUGUCCAGAUUUCCAAUAUGCUGAUACAUUGGAAAAAAUUACUUCUUAAGUUAAUAAUUAAUACAUGUUUUGUAAUUUAUACUUAAUCUGUUAAGUUCUAAUACAAAUAAUUUAUUAAAUACAAGUAUUUCUUCGACAAAUUUAAAAUUGUUCUAUUUUAAAAACUGAUGAUUUAUUUUGAAUGUUAUUAUUAUCCAUUAUAAUCUAAUUUCACUUGUAAUUUAAAUUGCAUUAUUUUUUCAUGGCU
Messenger RNA from Cinara cedri, 1822 nucleotides. The record is from the annotation of a GenBank genome assembly. NCBI's taxonomy places the organism in Eukaryota, Metazoa, Arthropoda, Insecta, Hemiptera, Aphididae.